UCUACUUGGUCAAAAACUCCAGAGGGCAGAUAAUUUUUCUUAAUUGUCUUUGUAUCUAAUGCCUGUAGAAUACUUUGUAUCUUUAGAAACAAGUGUGUAUUGAAUGAACACAAAAAAUUAUCAGAAGACAUUGUCUUCUGUUUCAGGAGGUACAAUUACUAGGUUGAUAUGUGGGCUUUGCAGUAUUUGAAGAUUUUUCUAAACUAAAUUUAGUCUGGUAAUCUUCACAUGAAAGCAGUGUGUUAAAAUUGUUGAGGAACUGCCUAGAAGUUUUGAGAAAAUUAGGUUCCAGUCUUGGCCCUAGUUCCAGUUAGGUCUUGGUUGUCAACAACACAGAAUAGCUUAUUUAAACAGAAAAGGAACUUAUGAAAAGGGCAUUGGGUAGCUCAAAGAAUGGAUGGGAAAGCAGGAAAGAACCAAGGGAGACUUGGCGGCACACUCAGCAAGGGUCAGGCCAAGGAACAGAAGAAGAGAUAGGACACUGCUAUAAGAUCUGCACCACUGCCUCUGCUGACCUAGGACCACAAGCACCACAAGUGAAUUACCAUUAAAUAUCUGCAGAUUCCAGAUCCUAGUGCAAAUCUCUGAACCUACAUGCCACAGAACAGAAGAGGAGAGAAAAAGUCUAGUCCGUUUUAGCUUUUGUAGUGGGGGCUGGGAGAUUCCUUUCCAACCAAGAUUGACACAAUGUUGGACACAUAGGAGGCAAAAAAGAAGAAGAAGAAGAAGAAGAAGAAGAAGAAAAACCCCACGAACAUUCAUUACAGCACUGCUGCUGUUUGUCCCUGGCUGAAAGGUUUUACAGAUCCAUAAGUAGAACUUUUUGGAGCUCUGCUUGCAAACUCAAUGGCGUCCUCUACUACUGUGCCUCAAGGAUUUCACUAUGAAACAAAAUAUGUUGUUCUCAGCUACUUGGGACUCCUCUCUCAGGAGAAGCUACAAGAUCAACAUCUUUCCUCACCUCAAGCUUCACAAUCUCUGGAUCAAGAAGUUUUAUUAAAAAUUAAAACUGAAGUUGAAGAAGAGCUAGAAUCCCUGGACAAGGAAAUUUCUGAAGCCUUUACCAGCACAGGCUUUGACCGUCAUACUUCUCCCGUGUUCAGCCCUGCUAACCCAGAAAGCUCGGUGGAAGACUGCUUGGCUCAUCUUGGAGAAAAAGUAUCACAGGAACUGAAAGAGCCUCUACAAAAGGCAUUGCAAAUGCUCCUCAGCCAACUUUUAAAAAAAAAUCUCUACAGGCCAGUGACAUAUCAGGCAUACCGGGAAUGUACACUGGAGACCACAGUUCAUGCCAGCGGCUGGAAUAAGAUUUUGGUGCCUCUGAUUUUGCUACAACAAAUGCUUUUGGAGUUGACAAGACGUGGUCAGGAGCCUUUGAGUGCAUUGCUGCAGUUUGGUGUGACGUACCUGGAGGACUAUGCUGCAGAGUACAUCAUUCAACAAGGUGGCUGGGGCACUGUCUUUAACCUUGAAUCAGAGGAGGAGGAAUACCCUGGAAUCGUUGCAGAAGAUAGCAAUGACAUUUAUAUCCUGCCCAGUGACAACUCUGGACAAGUCAGUCCUCCAGAGUCUCCUACAGUGACCACUUCCUGGCAGUCAGAGAGCUUACCUGUUUCUCUCUCAGCCAGUCAGAGUUGGCACACAGAAAGCCUACCAGUGUCCCUAGGUCCUGAGUCCUGGCAGCAGAUUGCAAUGGAUCCCGAAGAAGUCAAAAGCUUAGAUAGUAACGGGGCUGGAGAGAAGAGCGAGAACAACUCUUCCAAUUCUGACAUUGUGCAUGUGGAGAAAGAAGAAAUACCUGAAGGUGUGGAAGAGGCUGCUGGGGCGUCUGCAGUCUUGCCAACCGAGGAGCUCCCGGAGGCGUUCCCCGAAGCACCCGCUCCCCUGCUUCCACAGAUCACUGCCACCUCCUUGCUUGAGAUGAGGGAACCCGACACAGAAGCGAUUGCAGUUGAGAAAGUCAGCCCUGCUACAUCGUUGUUCGUGGAACUUGAUGAAGAAGAGAGCUUGAUGAAGACAAAAGCAGCAGCAGCUGAAUCUGUUGAACUAGAAGAGGAAGCGAUCCCUGCACUGGAACCCACAGAAACAUUGCUGAGUGAAAAGGAGAUGCACGUAAGGAGAGAGAGUCUUCGAGAAGGGCCCUCCCCUGCUGGAGAAGAGAAGGCCUUCCCCCUGUGUGAGGGCAAGUCUAUACUGCUGUUUGGAGGGGCUGCCGCCGUUGCCAUCCUGGCAUUGGCAGUUGGGGUGGCACUGGCUCUGAGAAAGAAAUAGCAGAUCUCUCAGAAGAGAAAGAAGACAAAAAAGAUGUAAGGUCUUAGCUGCACUGACUGAAUUUGAACCGCCAACAGCUGAUUGGACAUUUGUGGAACACUCUGGUAUAACGGGACUUCUGCUCAACAAGGCAUAAAUCGAUCCACACAGUAGGGCUUGAGGUAGAGGGCGUUCCCGUUUGUCUGACUGUUCAGUUCCAAGGGCCGUGGCUCAUGCUCAAUUCAGAAUCUCUUGAGUAAAGUACUCCCUCUAGAACAGGGCUUCUCAACCUUGGCAUCAGUGACAUCAUGAUUAAUCCUGUGUUGUAGGGGGCCGCCCUGUGCACUGUAGGAUGUUUAGCAACAUCCCUGGCCUCUACCCACUAAAUACCACUAACACCCUUCCCCCAGUUGUGACAACCAAAAAUGUCUCCCGACAUCGCCAAAUGUCCCCUGGGGGCCAAAUUGUUUCCCUUGAGAGCCACACCUGUAGUGGGAGAGGGUUAAUUUAGGAGAAUCUGGGAUAGAAAUUCUCAGGCAACAGGGCUUAGCUGUGGGCUCCUCAGCUACUGAUUCAUUCCUGCCCUUGGAAUUCCAUCUUUCCUGACGAACAUGCUGUGUUUUGCAGCCAUUCCUUUGUGGCUCUUCUUUUCUUCCCCACCUUCCUAGUCCUGUAGCGUGAGGGUGCUCUCCCCUUAUGUCUCUGCUGCCUCUCAGGUACUGCAUUGCUCCUCUUCAUCCCCAGGUCCUUUGUAAGAUCCCACAGGAGAGCGCUUGCUCAUGCCCACUAAUUCCCUGAUGCUCCCUACACCUUGUAAAGAUGUUAUCUUUAGUAAUCUUUAAAAAAAUAAAUAUAACAGAGACCUAGGGUUUCCUUCCUGCAAAUGCAAGGGCAGGUAACUGACUAGAUUUGUCUCAUUCAGAAGCAGAAGAAUGACUUAGAUGGCCCCUCAAGGUCUUUUCUGGCCCUUUUGUAUAUGGCCACCCUCCGGAGCUUAUGGUUACUUGUUGGCAGCAUCUCUGUUGCUAGAUGGUCACUGUCUAGAGCCUGGACUAGUGUGUUUUCUUAUCUGGCCUCAGUCAUCUUACUGGUCAACCAGCUUCUCUGUGGUCUCUUGCCACAUGAUAAGGAUGUUCAUACUUGGGCUUACAGACCAGUUGAAUCGUAACUUAUUAAAUACAGAAGGUCUCCUACAUACCAUUGAAAUAAAAAGUAGUAAAAGAGAAGCUUGACUUUCUUGAGGCUGCCCUCGAGAUUUUAGUUUGGCUUUCAGAGUUUAAGAAUAAGACUUCUUCCCUGAACUCUUUACAGUCCAAAUGCCAGAGUGGUAGACCAAAAUGAUUCUAAUCAGUGUGUGCUAGUUGAGAAUCAGCAUAAUUUUCCUUCAUCUGGCUGAUCCCAUCCCUAAAGUGGGGGGGGUGGGACCAUGUCUUUUCAUGCCUGAGGAUCAUCACAGUGUCACUAUGCAGGACACACAUGCUUGAUACAGGUCAUCUCAGAUUUAUCUUAGUAAAUGUAACGAAUUACUUUUUAGAUCCUGAAAUUUAUAAUAAAAUUACUUUACUAUCCUGAUCACCAAAACUUGAUUUUUAAAUGUGCUUUCUUUUUUAAAUUUAUUUUUUAAAAUUCAAUUUUCUCCCUAAAGCAAUACUAUUUAAAAGCUGGUUGAGGAAAGGUCUGAAGUGUGUUUGUCUGUCUUUCAGCCUCAUCAUGCAGUGUAUCUUUAUGUUCUGAGUUGUAGCGUCUUAGGGAGUGCUAUUUUUAAGGGUUUUGGUGCACCUUGAUUACUGUAUCUGGAGGGGAGGUGGGGCAAUGGAAUUGAUGCAGUAAAGGUUGUUUUCACUCCUUGGACUCUGACAGUUGGCUCUGACAUCGGGUCACUCUGUAUUCUAGUUGCUACUCUUGUGUUUGCGUAGGAUAAGAGCACACUGGCAAGUUAUCUUGAUUUUUCCCGCUCUUUAUUAUAAAUAAAAUAUUUUCCUUCCAGUGUUGAGACUUUUAAACUCUGGAGCCUCAAACUCAUUAGCUGAACACAUUUAAGCUCUCAUAGAAAUUGGGUUUACUUCUGAGCUACUACAAGAGAUCUGUGGCUUAGGAUAUCUGGGUCUGUGUUCUCCACUAAAGGAAAGACUAAGACCUGUGAUAGGAUGCUGCUACGUGCUGGUUUAUUCUCCCGUCUGUUGAACAUUAACCCAAAGUUACCUUAUUUCACCUUGCUGGUUAAUGGCUAAUACUCUUUUGCAUUGGCUUUCUUUAGAUUGAAUCAUUGGUAGUUUCUGAGUAAUAGGAUGUGUCAGUGUGCCUGUUGCUUCUUCACUUCCUUAUCCUCUGCUUCUGGCACUUGAGGGGAAAUACCCUAAUGAGAACUGCUUCUUACAGCAGUUCCUGUUUUUUGCUUAUAAAAAAAAAUAUUUCUCAAUCUCCCACCUCCCCCCUUUCUGGUGGGGCUGGUAGUAGGAGGCCAUUUCUUCUCCCCCACGCCUCCCCAACUUACAUUACAUCCAAAUCUAAGGUAAAAGGCAGACUCAGGAUAAAUCCCACUUGCUCAUGGAACUCAAAUGUGUAAUUAAGAAGAUCACCAUUUAUCAUUCCUCAUUCUUUAUUGAGGGAAAGUUUGUUAGUAGUCUCUAGACGUCUUCUUAUUUGCUUUAUUGAAUAUAAUGAUUCCUGAAAACUUGGCAAAAAAAAAAAAAACAACCAUUGACGGUUCCUUGAGAAAAAUAUCAGAAUUAAAGAAUGCCACUUUAUCCUCUUUGUAUUAAAAUGAUAAUUCUGAGCCCAUAGAAAUCAGUAUCUAUAGUGUGCCUUACAGGGACUCCUGUAUCAUCAUUGCCCUCUAGAAAACUUUCUAGAAAAUGUAAAACAAUUGUUGACUAUCUGGUUCACACAUUCUCCACACAAGGGCAUCCUUGAUACCUCCUCUUGCCUGUGUUUCUGUACCAUCUCUUACAUCAGACUACAGCUACUUAGCUGGGUCUGUCCUAGGGGAAUAAACAGUGAGCCCAGGAAUGUGGUUUUUUGAAGUACAACUACCAUUAAUGUUCCCCAGCCUUCAUGCUAAUUCUAAUAAUACAAAAGUAAUGCCUGCUCUUUGCCUUUUUCUCUAAAAGGCAUGCCACGGACAAAUGUCAUACCCACAGAAUUUUAAAAUUAUUUUAAGAGAUGUCUUAUGGAAAUAAAAGGUAUUAUAGGUAAGAAAUUGAGGUGGUGAUCAUAUUUCAUAGAGGGCCUGUAGACUAGUUGAUUACUUUGUAGAAACAGUUUCUGGCCUCUGAACCAAUUUCCUCACAAGUCCCCUUGUCUGCAGUUUCGUUGUCUGCGGUUCAGUUACCCGCAGUCAGCCGUGGCCCAGACAUAGAUGAUCCUCUCUCGUGCAUCCUUAGGUCAGUGGUCGCCUAAUGGUACAUCACAGUGCCUGCAUCGCUCACCUCACUCCACCUCAUCGGGUAGGCAUUUUGUCAUCUCAUGUCAUCACGAGCGUAUUAGUACAGUAAGAUAUUCUGAGAGGAAGACCACAUUCACAGAAAUCAUUACAGUAUAUUAUCUCCUAUGAUGUCUCCUAUGCCUAAUUUAUAAACUAAAGUUUACCAUAGAUACGUAUGUGUGGGGAAAAAACAUACCUAGGGCUCAGUAUUCUCCACGGUUUAAGGCAUCCACCAGGGAGAUGAGAGGGCACUACUGUAUCUCAUUUAAAGCCUCAGCAACACUGUGCCAGAAAAAUGUGGCUUCUCUGGAGGAUCUGCCAUUAGUGAUGACUUCCCAUUACAGUAUCCACCACUGAGGAGGUUCAACUGUGAGAUGGUUCCAGUUUAGGGUGCUUAUUUUCCUGUUAUAGAGUAUCGUUUUCCUUAAAAAGUGUGGAUCAUUAUAAUUUUAACAAACAAUAGUUGAACAUUUAAAAUUUGCCAGGAAUUGUUCUUGUGUGCCUCACAAGGUGGUACCUUAUUCCACCUUCACAGUUGCAAUGGAUAGUCAGUCUCAUCCCCAGCUUACACCAUGAUGAGACCUAAUCAGAGUUUAAUGACUUUUCUAAAGUCUUCUAGCAUGGGAGAGGCAAAGGCGAUAGUGUAAAUUUUUCUGACUCCAAGUCUAGUGCUUUUUUCAGUUUUUACCACAUUUAAUACCCUGCCAAGCAGGAUCAGUAGGCUCUCUACAAAUGAUUGUGCCAAGGGCAGGCAAGCACGCCAGACUGUGCCGUGGAAGAAAGGGAAUUUUUUUUUUCUUGAUUUGUACAACGGUUCCAUCUAAAUAUUGAGCAUGUUCUACAGAAACAGAAGUGAAGAUUAUGUCCAGGGUUAUCCUCAACUUGUAACAGAUGAUUUUCCCUUAAAUAGUGAAUGCGGUGCCUUGUGGCUGAAGAAUGAGCAGUUAUUGUUGGUAUCGGUCUUUCACUAGCUUUUUUAGUGUCAGAUAAGUACUCCUGCUUGUCAACAAGAGUAAGGCCAUUUAACACAGGAAUCGUCACCAAAUGACUUGAAGACAGCAUCUUGACACUUUCUCUUCCCUAUUCCCUAUUUUCCUUUCCCCCUGCCUAUGCCUGUGGAUUGUGAAGUGGGAUGAAAUGGAGUGCAGUGGGGGAUACCUCCCCACUUGAGAGGCAUUACUUGGCCUCUCGACAUUUGAGAGGUCACGGACUCAAAAGCUGGCAAGGCACAGCUACAGACACAUCUUGCUGGGAAGCUGACACUAGGUGACUUCCCAGUGAAGCACCGUCUGCUGUAUUCCACAGUACACUUGGGACCUUGGCUAUAGGAUACCCAUUUCUUAAAAUUUAGUCACUAUUUCUUAGUUACCUCAUAUAUAGAACUCCAUAGUGUGGAAAUGGUCAUGAAGCUAAAAUACUAAGAUAUCCUGGUCUUCCCUUUAUUUACCUAAGACUAUUUUAGCCUCUACAUGGCUUACCAUGUUCCUGUGAAUUUAAACCAUCAGGGCCCUCCCGAUGUUUAUGUUUACACUGCAAUAGCUCUAGCCAGGCAGCUGCUUCUCAGUAAGCUCAGGUUGGAGAUGUUCUCAGGGAUAUUUGCAAGGCCUUGAAAUAAGUUAAAAAGUAGCAGCCGGCUUAGGGUGUACCUUGCCCCCUUUUCAACCUUCUAAGAGAAAAUUUUAUAGUGAUAUUACUCAGUGUUUUUUGCACCCGCCAGAAGAAAUUGGUUAAUGAGUGUAUUCUUAUGAACAAAAGUUUUGACAUUUUACUACUGUUUGUUCCAGGAAUAAAAGGAAGUUGAAAUACAGUCUUCCCUGUUACAGAGUCUGGAAUCACUUGGUUCCUGAUUUUUAGCAAGACAAUCGUAUUACAUAGGUUGGUCCCUGGCCAGCACCAAAGGAAAAGAUAGAAUUCGUGUAUUUUUCCUGCUAUCUUAGCUUUCAUUUCUCUUUUCCUUCACAUCAAAAGUGCCUCUUUCUACCUCAUUCCUGGACUGAGUUCAAUUUAUUAUUGGUUCUAAUGCUCUCAUCUCCUCAAAAUUACUGGAAUUAAAUGGUAAUUUUGGUAAUCAACAUAAGCACUUCACUUAAGUGCAUGUAUUUAAUUUGUAGGAAUUUCCAUUAGCUCUCCUCUAACAACUCUGAUUUGCUCACCUUAUUUGUGGGUUGUUCUGGCUCCUCCUUUCCCCUCCCAUUAUCUGCCUUCUGGCCAAUGUACUCAUCAGGAGAAAGGAACAAAAUUCAAAUCUAUGAAUUGUGCUUUCUAUUAGAAGCAGUGUGUUGGGGAGAAUACACUGGAGGUUGAAAUAAAAUGAGAUCUGAAGAUAA
Molecule: messenger RNA, 8001 nt
Organism: Suricata suricatta (meerkat)
Lineage: Eukaryota; Metazoa; Chordata; Mammalia; Carnivora; Herpestidae
Gene: BCL2L13
Product: BCL2 like 13
Exons: 7
Coding region: 847-2271 (474 amino acids)
Biological process (GO): regulation of apoptotic process; apoptotic process
Cellular component (GO): mitochondrion
Source: RefSeq, a predicted model, not a curated record